AUGUCCAACUCAAGUGAGAAUCCUGAGGCUGCCUUGGAUACCAUCUUACCGCCGCCCAUGUCCAGCUCCAGUGAGAAUACUCAGGUUCCCAGUGCACCCUCACAGUCCUCACAACCGGGCACUCCCUCAAGUGAGAACUGUUUGGACAAAUUCCCACCCCUGUGGGAACCCCCAAAAUCCUUUAUUUUGCGUCAUAUCUUCAAGAUGUGCUGCUUCAUAUUCACUUGGCGCAGCGAUCUGCGCUGGUUGCAUGCCCUCUUGAAGGAAGGAGAUAACUGGGAAAUUUUGCAUGGUCGAUAUCUGACCCAGCUCAAUCAAGUGAGCACAGUGCAAGGACUCGUGCUUGCCACUGUGGCAGUUUUUAUCUCCUCAAGUCCACCACUUGCGAAAGAUGUCAAUUACACAUCUAAUGCAUCCUACGCUUGUUUGGCGGAGUCACUUGUCUUUUCGUUGUUUGGGCUAUUGUUCCAGCUGAAGGUAUCCGCCGCUGGAAUUAUUUUUCAACAACGUAGUGCUGCAAAAGUCAUAAUGGAGGCGCGCUGGAGAAUAUUCUGGCACCUUCUGAGUUUGACAGUGCCAAUCAUUAUCUUUACCAUAUCAGUGAUACUUUUACUCAUAGCCAUCGUGCUCACGGGGUUCGCGUCUGGCUCCGAAACUGUCCGGCUUUAUGUGAGCAUAACAUUCGCUUUCCUUGCUAUUUGUCAUUUGGUGUCGAUUCUGGGUUCGCCAUUCUACUACCAUUUUUCGGACCUAUGCUUCCGUGUUAUUCAAGAGUGGCGAAAGACCUAA
Messenger RNA from Suillus fuscotomentosus, 789 nucleotides. RefSeq lists its product as uncharacterized. NCBI's taxonomy places the organism in Eukaryota, Fungi, Basidiomycota, Agaricomycetes, Boletales, Suillaceae. The coding region runs from base 1 to 789 and encodes 262 amino acids. The transcript is spliced from 4 exons. The record is from RefSeq and is a predicted model, not a curated record.